Messenger RNA from Eupeodes corollae, 1894 nucleotides. Its product is annotated as putative RNA-binding protein Luc7-like 1. Bases 423 to 1385 code for a protein of 320 amino acids. NCBI's taxonomy places the organism in Eukaryota, Metazoa, Arthropoda, Insecta, Diptera, Syrphidae. The record is from RefSeq and is a predicted model, not a curated record. Gene Ontology annotation, biological process: mRNA splice site recognition. Gene Ontology annotation, molecular function: mRNA binding. The transcript is spliced from 4 exons. Gene Ontology annotation, cellular component: U1 snRNP; U2-type prespliceosome.
UGUCGUCUCGUUGUCUUGUCGUUCCAUAAACUUUAAUUUUCAUAGGAAGGGCAUUUUUCUUUUUUCCGUCGAGUUGAUUUUAUUUUUAAAAAAUAUCCAUUUAAAAGUGCAUAUUUAAUUAAAAAGUCGUACUUAAAAUAAACUUUGACUGUCAAAGUUGAAGUUGACUAAAAAACAUUCAUUAAAAACUUUAAACUUGAUCCAAUUGAAGAAGGCUGAAAAAGCUAAAAAAAAGAACAAACCUCAUCUCAACCGAAAACAAUUUCUUGAGGUGCACCACUAUCUAUAGCUAAGCUACGUGCUCCGCUGAUACCACACACAAAAACAGCAACUCUAUUUUUGUAAAGAAAAUACAAAAUUACCCAAAAAUCGAAGAGAAAUUCAACCGAUAAGUCGAAGAAGAAGAACAAAUCCAGACAAAAAUGACUGCAACAGAUCAAAUGCGACAAAUGCUGGACCAAUUGAUGGGAACUGCACGAAAUGGUGAAGGUGGACGUAAUUUAAAAUUUUCUGAUCCAAAAGUAUGUAAAAGUUUUCUUCUGGGAUGUUGUCCUCAUGAUAUUUUAGCAUCAACGCGCAUGGACCUUGGCGAAUGUCCAAAAGUCCAUGACUUAGCUUUCCGUGCUGACUAUGAAAGUGCUUCAAAAAAUCGUGACUAUUUCUAUGACAUAGAGGCAAUGGAACAUUUACAAGCCUUCAUCGCUGAUUGUGAUCGUCGCACUGAAGCAGCAAAGAAACGUCUUGCCGAAACCCAAGAGGAAUUGACUGCAGAAGUUGCUGAAAAGGCCAAUGCUGUGCACGCGCUUGCCGAGGAAAUUGGUAAGAAACUUGCAAAAGCCGAAGCUUUAGGUGAAGCCGGAGAGGUCGAGGAGAGUAUCGCCCUGAUGAAGGAAAUCGAUGAACUUCGUGCGAAGAAAGUAAAAGCCGAACACGAGUACCGCACAUCGAUGCCAGCGUCGACGUACCAACAGCAAAAGUUGCGCGUCUGCGAGGUCUGCUCGGCCUAUUUGGGAAUUCACGAUAACGAUAUUCGUUUAGCGGACCAUUUCGGAGGAAAGCUGCAUUUGGGAUUCAUGGCAAUCCGAGAAAAACUAUCCGAACUUGAGAAAUCCGCCGGGCCACGAAAGGCCGAUCUGCGUCGAGCAGGCAAGUACCACGAACGUGACGAUGACAAACACAAGUCCAGAUAUUUCGUUGGAGGUCGGGAAUUGGACAGACGUUCCCGUGUCCAUCGUUCACGCAGCCGUGAACGCAAGCACAAAUCUGGCAGACGCUCUCCCAAAUCCCGCAGUCGUAGUCGCAGUCGCGGACGCAGCAGCAACCACCACAGCAGCAGUACCAGCAAUCGCAGGAGGUCACCGUCCCGAGACCGGUAUCGUCGUUAGGAGUAGUCUGAAGGUUGUAACCAUGCAUAAUAAUUGUUUCGAGAAGCACACUCAUCAUGCACACACGUAUGUAGAAUGGUGUCAUCUGUUUUUAGUUUUCUUUGUAAACUAGGAUAAUUAUAAUUAAUCUUUAAAAAGUUAACUUAACAAAAAAAAAAACUCUUUUCUCAUAAAUAAUAAUAAUAAUGAUAAUUUUGUUUUUGAUCGAACGAAGACGAAAGGACGUGCAUAAUUCUUCUGCUCUCAUAUCGGUGGUCAGUAUAAGAAUUACUUAUUUUUUUGCAUCUCUUAAUCAAAAAUUUUAAUCUUUUGUAUUCGCGGUUCUGUUUUUACAAAAAAAAGGAAACGUGUUUAAAGUUACAAAAGGUAAACAAAAAAAGAAUUAGUAAUAAAAUAGAACGUACACACAAUCGGCAACGUUAUGUUUAUGUUUUCAUGUAAGUUACUCCAAUAUAAUUAUUUUAAUCAAUUACAAAAUAUGAAUAAAGAAUAAAACCAUAGAGAAAAUA